Molecule: messenger RNA, 1984 nt
Organism: Seriola dumerili (greater amberjack)
Lineage: Eukaryota; Metazoa; Chordata; Actinopteri; Carangiformes; Carangidae
Gene: psmc1b
Product: proteasome 26S subunit, ATPase 1
Exons: 11
Coding region: 26-1348 (440 amino acids)
Biological process (GO): proteasome-mediated ubiquitin-dependent protein catabolic process
Cellular component (GO): proteasome regulatory particle, base subcomplex
Molecular function (GO): ATP binding; proteasome-activating activity; ATP hydrolysis activity
Source: RefSeq, a predicted model, not a curated record
CGUCACUCCAGAGCGACAAGUAACAAUGGGUCAAAGCCAGAGUGGAGGCCACGGUCCAGGGGGAGGCAAGAAGGAUGACAAGGAUAAGAAAAAGAAGUAUGAGCCUCCAAUUCCCACUAGAGUUGGUAAGAAGAAGAAGAAGACCAAGGGACCAGAUGCCGCCAGCAAACUACCAUUGGUCACCCCUCACACUCAAUGCCGCCUUAAGCUGCUGAAGCAGGAGCGAAUCAAAGACUACCUACUGAUGGAGGAGGAGUUUAUCAGGAACCAGGAGCAGAUGAAACCCCUUGAAGAGAAACAGGAGGAGGAGAGGUCAAAGGUAGACGACCUGAGAGGGACUCCCAUGUCUGUGGGCACCCUGGAAGAAAUCAUUGAUGACAACCACGCCAUCGUUUCCACCUCAGUGGGAUCAGAGCACUACGUCAGCAUCUUGUCUUUUGUGGAUAAGGAUCUGCUUGAGCCAGGUUGCUCUGUCCUGCUCAACCACAAGGUUCAUGCUGUGAUUGGGGUGCUGAUGGAUGACACUGAUCCCUUGGUGACAGUGAUGAAGGUGGAGAAGGCCCCACAAGAAACCUACGCUGACAUCGGUGGACUGGACAAUCAGAUCCAGGAAAUCAAGGAGUCGGUGGAGCUGCCUCUUACACAUCCAGAGUAUUAUGAGGAGAUGGGCAUUAAGCCUCCUAAAGGUGUCAUCCUGUAUGGCCCACCUGGCACAGGUAAAACGUUGCUCGCUAAGGCCGUAGCCAAUCAGACAUCAGCCACCUUCCUGCGUGUGGUGGGCUCAGAGCUGAUCCAGAAGUACCUGGGAGACGGACCCAAGCUGGUCCGAGAGCUCUUCAGGGUGGCAGAGGAACACGCACCCUCCAUCGUCUUCAUCGAUGAGAUCGACGCCAUCGGCACUAAAAGGUAUGACUCUAACUCUGGAGGUGAGAGGGAGAUCCAGAGGACUAUGUUGGAGCUGCUCAACCAGCUGGACGGCUUCGACUCACGGGGAGACGUGAAAGUUAUCAUGGCCACCAAUCGGAUAGAAACCCUGGACCCAGCCCUCAUCAGACCCGGGAGAAUCGACCGAAAGAUCGAGUUUCCUUUGCCGGAUGAGAAGACCAAGAGGAGGAUCUUCCAGAUCCACACCAGCCGCAUGACAGUAGCAGAUGAUGUCACCCUUGAUGACCUCAUCCUGGCUAAGGACGACCUAUCAGGAGCAGACAUCAAGGCCAUCUGCACAGAGGCCGGCCUCAUGGCUUUGCGAGAGCGCCGUAUGAAAGUCACCAACGAAGACUUCAAGAAGUCCAAGGAAAACGUCCUGUACAAGAAGCAGGAGGGCACACCAGAGGGGCUUUACCUUUAACCCUCAAACUUUUUAUGUUUCUCUCACCACCAUCCCCCUCACCCCUCCACCUCUAUCUAUCGCUGUGUGAAAGAGAGGAGGCAGCAGUUGAGUUGUCUGUCUCCCCCAGAGAGAGUUUUGAUAUAUUUUGUGCAUGUCAUGUCUGGCUUAUCCCACUCUCCUGUUACCGUUAUAUGUUCAGACAGUAAAUAAAUUGACAAAAAAAAAAAAUCAUCAGUUUUCUCCUUUUGUAUUUACAGGAGCAUUUGGACUAGCAGCUGCCUCUGCAAUCGUGUUUGCACAGACGCAGCAUCUGUUGACGUCUGCUCUUUAUUAGAUUCCUGUAUAUUGACUUCAUCUCUGUGCUGUAAUAUCUUGAGAUAAUUAAUCGCAUGAAUUAUUCAAUUAAUUCAGUCUCUGUUGUCGCCCUCAGUGUCACAAACAUAAUAGCUCCCAUCAAUAUGCAAAGUCAUGUUUGUUGUCUUAUUGUCCUCCUUGCCUACUUCCUGAACAUGACAUACCUCUUAUUUCAAGACCCCAGAGGCAAAGUAAAGACCCGAAGGAACUGGCUGUUUUUUCUCUUAAAAGAAAUUCACUAAUUACCACAAUAUUCCAUAUGACUCCUACACACUUGACAACAACACAGAUGCAGAUAAU